Cyphellophora attinorum is the source of this 738-nucleotide messenger RNA. RefSeq lists its product as uncharacterized. The coding region runs from base 1 to 738 and encodes 245 amino acids. The transcript has a single exon. NCBI's taxonomy places the organism in Eukaryota, Fungi, Ascomycota, Eurotiomycetes, Chaetothyriales, Cyphellophoraceae. The record is from RefSeq and is a predicted model, not a curated record.
AUGGCCACGCCCAAACUCCGCGCCGUCCUCUUCGAUUUUAUGGGAACGUGUCUUGACUGGCAUACUGGGGCCCUUAGCAUCCUUCCCAGCACGAUACCUGACAAGGAGCGCUCGACGUUGGCUCUUGAAUGGCGCCAAACAUACUUCGACAUCAACACCGCCCGCCUCGCCGCCAAUCUCCCAGUCCAGGACAUCGACAUCACACUCGCCGACGCCCUCCGCAAGACCCUCGACGAGCAAUUUCCCCAGUACAAACCGGCAUUCCAGCACAAUGACGCGGUGGAGCGGUGCGUCCAACAAUGGCACUCCAUGCCCGCCUGGCCCGAUGUCGCACCCGCAAUCUCCGCCCUCAAGGACGAAGGUUACGAAAUCUUCGUCUUCGCGAACGGCACGACCCGCCUGCAGCUGCACCUAUGCAAAUCAAGUGGCCUGCGUUUCGAUAUGCUGUUCAGCAGCCAGCUGCUGGGCUCGUUGAAGCCUGGAAGAGAGGCGUAUGAGCGGGUUCUGGAAUUGACUGGGUUGCGGGCGGAAGAGUGCGUGCAGGUAGCGGCGCAUAUCGAAGACUUGAGGGGGGCGAAGAAGGUUGGGAUGAAGACUGUGUAUAUUGAGAGGUGGACGGAUGACGUGAGGGUUGAUAAGAGGUGCGUGAAAGCGAGUGGGGAGGUAGAUGUGUGGCUUGAUGGGGGUAUGGGUGGUUUGGUGGAGGCUGUGAAGAGUUUGGACACUGAUGUAGUGUGA